Molecule: messenger RNA, 732 nt
Organism: Coprinopsis cinerea okayama7#130
Lineage: Eukaryota; Fungi; Basidiomycota; Agaricomycetes; Agaricales; Psathyrellaceae
Exons: 3
Coding region: 1-732 (243 amino acids)
Source: RefSeq, a predicted model, not a curated record
AUGGCCUCUCCGUCCUCUGAAUCCCCUUUACGUCUGCGCUCUAACGAGCAACAAAGGACUGAUUUUCUCGUCGUCGCUGCUCCCUUCUAUGAAGAGGCUGCCUGGGAUAAUUGUCGAGACCAGUUUGUCCAGCACCUCGUCCGUAACCUGCUGGAACGUUGGCCUUUGGUCUUGACUGCUCGCAUUUCCAAGGAAGAUCGUAGGAGGGUCAAGACUCGCCUUCUCAAUUUUCUGUACACUGAGCUCGGUUACAUGAGUUCUGUAAUCAGCCCUCCCGAGCUUCCAAUGACAUGGAGGGAGUUUCUUGAGCUCGACACCAGUCUGCAGUCUACGGAGUGGGAUGAUGUAGCGGGACCUAUGCUGACCGCUCUCGAUCAGACAUCCCCGGGAGAUCUAUAUUUGGCUUACCUCCAUCCCGAAGAGAGAUCCGUUGCCGACUAUGACCCUGGAACAGUGGCUCCUUCCCGGCGUGUCAGCAGCGGUGCGGCCAGCCCUCUCGUCCCUUCCAUUAACGGCAACAGUGUCUGUUUCCAAGAUGACGGAGGGGACUUUCAGGAAAGACCAGGUCGCUGGGCGUCUGUCUUGGCUACCGACUCGGAAUAUGGCAACCUCCGUCCCAAUUGGGUGCCCUGGAGAGUCUGGUCCUCUGAGGACGAAAACUCGGAGAACUCGGAGGAGGAUGAGGACAUAGUCCGCGAGCUUUGCUCUUUGGACAACUCUAUCCAUACUUAG